Capsicum annuum is the source of this 2213-nucleotide messenger RNA. RefSeq lists its product as uncharacterized. Bases 1159 to 1665 code for a protein of 168 amino acids. The transcript has 7 exons. NCBI's taxonomy places the organism in Eukaryota, Viridiplantae, Streptophyta, Magnoliopsida, Solanales, Solanaceae. The record is from RefSeq and is a predicted model, not a curated record.
UAAUCUGGAGUAAAGACCUGCUAGCCUACUAAAAUUGCUCGGGAUUCCGAAGUGGAAAAGGAUAAGGAUUGCUAUGGACUUUGUGAUGGAGCUACCCGUGACUGUUAGAUACAGAGAAUCUUUCAACUUUUGGCACCCUUCAUGUUGGCUAUACUAUACAUAAAAGGAAAUGCAUUAACAAAUUUAUGUGAAUAUACUUCAUAUGAUUUCAUGGUGUUCCAGUGAACAUCACCUUUGAUAAAGAAUCGAGUUCCACUUUGCACUUUCAGAAAUCUUUCCUAGAAGCAUUGUGAAUAUGGUUGGAACUUGGUAUCGGAUUUCAUCUGCAGGUAAAAGAGAGUCUGAACGUACUAUAUAGAACUUUAGGACAUGAGAGUUUGCAUUUUUUAUUUCGGAGGUACUUGGAAGGUUUACCUAUCCCUAAGCGUUCGUACAACAACUUUCAAUAAAUAUUCAGAUGGCUCCAUAUGGGGCCUUGUACAGCAGACGGUGCCAUUCCUUUAUCAAAUACUCUUUAUCCAGGGAGGCUAUGUAUUAGGAUCAGACCAGGUAUAUGUACAAAAAAAAAAACAAUUAUGGAUAAGGUUCAGUUUUAAGACAAAUUGCUUAUCGCUCAAAGUAGACAAAAGUCUUAUAUGAAUAGGGGGAAAAAAAAACUUUGAAUUCAAAGUUGGGGAUUAGUUGUUCCUAGGAGUGUUUCCUAUCAAGAAACGAUGUGAUUCAAAAAAAAAGAGAGGUAAAUUUAGCCCGGGGUUUAUAAGACUAUGAGAUAUACUUGACCAGGUAGAAGUAGGGGAAUACCAUUUGACACUUCCCCGUUAGAUGUCUUUUAUCCAUUCAAUGUUUCAUGUCUUUGUGCUAAGAAAAUGUAUGUCAAACUCCUCUCGUGUGGUUGAAGCAUCGACUUUUCAGCUUGGUAAGACGAUGUAUGAGGAAAAGCCGAUGGCUUUGGCGGAUAGACAGUAAGAGAGUUAUUGUCAAAAGAGAUUGUACCUGCAAAAGUCUUAUGGGGAAAUCAUUCUGUUGAAGAAGCUACAUGAGAGUCGGAAAAUAAGAUGAGACUCAAGUACCCUCACUUGUUUCAGUCUUCAGACAACGCAGGUGACGGCGAGAAUUACGUUAGCUAGAGUGUUCGAGGUAGCAUUUUCCUGAGAUCAAAUGGAUGACUCAAUGAAGCAAUUACAAGAGAAGCUUAUUGAGGUUGAAAUUGAAGGUGAAAAUCUUUUAUUAGCUCGGCAAAAGUUAGUUGAAAAUGAUAGAGUGAGGAAUGGGAACAGGGAAGCAUUAACUGCACUAAGGAGGAGGGCCAAGACGACAAAAACUAGCAUUCCUACACCUUUCGCAUCAAUAAUGAAGGAUGUUGAAUCAAGACCACUGGUGAAAGAGAUUUGUCCAACUUGUGGCAAUCAUGAUUCAAAAGAGAAGACUUGGGUCAUGUUCCCGGGAACUGAUAUAUUUGCCAAUAUUCCUUUUCAUGCUGCUCAUACCAUUCUGGAGAAAGAUCAAACUCUACUCGAUUACGAAGCUAAGAAACUUCAGAGCUUUGUAAAGGAGAAGUCUUUAUGGAUAUCAGAUCAAGGAGUUCUUGCAGAUAGGAUUAGUCCUGGUGUCCUCAGAUCUAUGGUGACCUUAACUGACAAACCAAAGACUGAGCAGAAUGAAUAACCAACUUCCGUAUUAAUUGGAUAUGGGGGAACUUGAAUGCUUCUUCGCUUCAUCCGAUUCCCUUUCCUUUUAUAGAAGGGAAAAAGCUUAAGUUAUUGCAGAGUUGCUUUUCGUUCACUCUGUAAAACGAGGAGAAUUUGACCAGUGCCAUCUCUUUUUCAUCCCAUACAGCUCAGAUUUCAUGUACAAGUUCUCAGAUACAAGUUAUAUUUUUCUUGGUUUUGUUAUUACAAGAUGGUGGGAUGAUUAAUGGUACAAAUCAUUUAAACCAAUCGUCAUGGUUACUAAAAUGUGUAUGCCACAAGAGUAAAAAUUGACAACUGUGUAACGAUAUUCGAAGGGUCCUCCUCAACUGCAGGAACUUAUUAAAUUUCUAACCUGCUUCAUUGAAAUAGGGGAGAAUGAUAUUUCUUUUGUAUAAACAGGUAAUCCAUGGUUGUGCCUUGUUUGGUAGAAAUUGGGUCAGCCAUGUCCUGACAUUGGAGGGGACCUCCUCUAUUACUUCUUUGGAAUUUAAUUCAUCUAUAAACUGCUAUAAAUGCCCCAAA